AAAAUUGUAAAGCAAGAGCACUUCCACACACUUGUCUGGACAAUGGGGCUGUGAAAUAAGGUGUCGUUAAUUAACCUAGUAGCCUAUCCUGUUUAAAAUAAGCAGUGAGUGAAGUUAUUCUGGUUUUAUCCUGAGUUUACCGGAUGGUGAAUGGGACUUAUUACCAGUGGAUGCUCUUCUGAGGGGAUCACGGUCAACACACAGCUUGUGGUGUUGCCUUUCAUGUCCUUUUCAACAAGUCUGUGUACUUGCUGAUGUUUUCUGGAACUUUGCUGUGCCUUCUGCUUUGUGAAAGCCAAUGGUGGGCAUUAAAAUCACCUUGAUUUGGGCCAGUAGUGUUUUGUGUACAUUAGAAGUCGCUGUAGCAGUCCAGCAUCAUCACACUUCUAUCACACAAACUUGCUACAAGUUUUGAAAAUGGAUUUAAAAAAACCCAACCAAAACCAAAAGCCAAACAACAAAAAACAAGCCUCCUCUUGUAGCAAAGAUGUGUCCAGAGUUUGAAGACUCCCUUCUGUGAAAAUCGUGGUUGCAGUUCCUGAGCUUGUCUGUGCAUUUACCGGGUCGACUAGAUGAUUGAGUUUUGUCUGGAUUUUGAACUUUGUUCUGACUGUGCAUUUUUGCAUGCACUCUGGAAAUCUGAACUGUCACUAUCUACAAGUGCCAAGAGAGAGUGGGACUCCUUGCUCCGUCCGUUUGGAUUACAAUGAAAUAGUUGCGACCUAUUCUGCCUGUAGUUGAUGAAAAGACUGUGAUACUCGACAUAAAAUCUACAGCUACAGAAGUUCACUAAUUUGGGCUAUUUGCCAGAAGUCUGAUUUGUGUUCUGUGAAAUCCAGAAAAACAAGCAUUCAGGAGGUUUGAAUGAUAAAGCUAUUUUUUAGAAGUUCCUUGAAGUGCUAACGAUGGUUUCCUGCUAACUUAAAGUUGCUUUCUCAAGUGGGUUUUGAAAGGUUACACUCAGUACGCUAGCAGCAAUACUGUCUUGUGGGCUUCUUUUUUCUUCUUUUUUUUUUUUGCCUUUUUCCAAAGCUUUGAUACGCAAACAAGAUAACCUAAGGUGUUCCUUUUUUGUGUGAUAGACCCACUGCGUUAUACUUUGAACUGAGUAUCGAUUUUCCAGAUUAAGUUUUUGUAUAAACAAAAAAUCCCAAGCCAAAUCCCUUGGUGUUUAUAGUGGCAACCAAAAAGAGAGGUCUGUAUUUCUGGGAUUGGUAAUCCCUUUAUUUAAAAAGCUUAAAAUAUGUUUUUGUUGUACUAAACUUCUCAGUUUCUUCUUAUUACUCCAGGCUCCUGCAUCAGAGAAGCUCCCUGUUAUGUACCUUAUGGAUUCCAUUGUCAAGAAUGUGGGAAGAGAAUAUCUUACUGCAUUUACUAAAAACCUAGUUGCAACAUUUAUUUGUGUAUUUGAAAAGGUGGAUGAAAAUACUAGGAAAAGUUUAUUUAAAUUACGCUCCACAUGGGAUGAUAUUUUUCCUUUGAAGAAACUAUAUGCACUUGAUGUCAGAGUCAACUCAUUAGAUCCUGCUUGGCCAAUUAAACCUCUGCCCCCAAAUGUGAAUACUUCUAGCAUCCAUGUGAAUCCUAAGUUUUUAAAUAAAUCGACAGAGGAAUCCACUGCACCUACCUCUGCUGUCACUUCUGGUGCCUCUACUCCUCCAGCUGUUCCUGAAAUACAAAAGAAUUUGACACAGGAGCAACUGAUAAGGCAGCAAUUGCUUGCAAAGCAAAAGCAGUUGUUAGAACUUCAGCAAAAAAAAUUAGAGCUGGAGCUGGAACAGACUAAAGCACAGUUGGCUGUAUCUCUUAGUGUUCAGCAAGGAUCAUCUACUAUAGCUUCAGUUCCAGCACCUUCCAAGCAACACAUGUCUCCCACACCUCAUAUGACAGUCAAACCACCUCAUCAGACUGCUGUGCAAUCCGAAAAAAACAAACCAUCCCCAAGUCCUCCACUUCAUGAUAUCAAAAUAGUAAAUAGGGAUCCUCGACUUAAUAGGAUGGCUCAACAUUCUUCUCAUGCUAAAGAUCAACCUCAUAGGAAGGAAUUUCCACCGAACACGGCUAGUCAGUCUGAUACCAAGGCAAAUAAAACAACACAGGCUGAAAAACAAAAUUCAACAAAGCAAGAAAAAUUGAAAGCAAGUGAAAAAACACAGAAGAAAGAACUUGACCAGUCAGAAGCAAAAUCUAAAUCACCAUCCCCUUUAAAAAAUAAGCUACCCAAUACUAAAGAUACUAAAACCCAGGAAUGUGAAAGCACAAAAGUGUCUGAAAUUAAUAAGCGGGAUCCAAGACUGAAAAGACAUCUUCAAGAUAAGUCAGAGGGCAAAGAGGAGGAGGUGAAAGAAAAGAGGAGAAGUACAGAGAAAAAAGAAAAAGAGGAACAUAAGACAUGUGAACAUAGACCAGUAGGCAGCAGAAAUAAAGUAAUUAAUGGUGCUGUUCAGAAACAAGACACGACUACAGAGGAGUCAGAAAAACAGGGUGGAAAACAAGGGAGAUCAAGUAGUAGAAAACGGUCACGAUCACGCUCUCCUAAGGCACGGUCACCAUCUACACAUUCUCCAAAAAGACGAGAAAGGAGAUCACCUAAAAGAAGACUUAGGAGUUUAUCUCCCACUUCAUCAACUCCUAAAAUUGGAAAGAUACGUCAGAUAGGCCCUAAGCAGUCUCAUGUUGAAGAAGGCACGCAAGCAGCAAGAGAUGAAAGAAAUUCUAAUAAGAGAAAUGUUAAACAAGAGGUGCGAGAUCCAAGGAGAGUGAAAAAAGCCCAAGAAGACAGGCCCCAAGAAACAGCAAGCCAGCAUUCUACAAAAGCUUCUCCUGAUCCAAAGGAGAAUGCGGAAAACUGGCAAGGAUCCAAAUCAGGCAAGAGGUGGAAAUCUGGUUGGGAAGAAAAUAAAAACUCACAGCAGAGUGAAGAACACCAAGCACUUGGUAAAUCCCCUCACCAAAGACACAGGGAAAACUGGCCUGCUGGCAAAGGAAUUUUAUCACCCCGAGCACCAAAGCAGCAGCACCGGUUAAGUGUGGAUGCUAAUUUACAGAUUCCCAAAGAAUUGACAUCUGCAAGCAAGAGAGAAUUACUUAAGAAGGCCAAUGAACGCUUAACAUCUGGCGAAAUAACACAAGAUGAGUUCCUCAUGGUAGCUCAUCAGAUCCGACAGCUGUUCCAGUAUCAGGAAGGAAAGCACAGAUGUAAUGUCUGGGAUAGCCCUACAGAGGAAAAAUGUGGUUUGAAAAAGAAACCUCUUCUGUCGGAUGCAGAAUUAACAUACUAUGAACAUAAGGCUAAACUGAAAAGAACACAAGUUCAGCAUUCAUUGUCAAGGCUUGAUCUUUUAGAUCCUGAUGAUAUUUUGGAUUAUCAUUUGCCUGAUGCAUUGCUUUCUGGAAUAGAAUGUGAGCAAGCAAAAGCCAAGCGUGGAGUACAGUUUGACAGAAAAGAAUCAUUUGGAGAAAGAUCAAGGAGACACUCUCCUGUAAGUGGCACUAAUAGACCUUUUGCCGAUAACCUCUCACCACUUGAAAGUCGACGAAGACUUGAGGAACAAAACGCUACUAAAGGAGCAAGAGGUUCUAAGAACUUUGAUCCUUAUGACAGCUGGGGAGAAUCAGAUGAAUUUAGAGAUGCUCUCAGACAACAGGGGAAAAGCACAACAGAGUUCCAGAAAAUAGAUGGUGAUGCAAUCUGCAGAUUUGAUAAUCGUGAAGAAAGACAGCUUCUUGGGCAAGCUGGUGUUCGAGAGGAACCAAGAUCACCAUUCAGUGAACGUUUCAAAAGAACAAGGUAUGAAGAUCCAGAAAAAGCACCGUUUCCGGAAAGUCCAGGAUCAAGAUUUGGAGGCAUUGAAGCAAAGCAGAGGAUAAGCGCAUUAAUGGAAGACAGACCUCUAUUUGAUGGCUCACCUAGACAGGCUGCUGCAAGGGUUGGGGUAGAUGGACAAGGAAGUCCUUUUGUUGAUGGUCCUGCUGCUGGUUCAAGUUCAAGAAUUGAUGGGCCACCUGGGCAGGCUGCUAUGAGAUUUGAGGGGCCUUUGGUGGGGGCAGGUGCAUCUCAGUUUGAUGGACCACUGGCAGGAGCAGGGGGAGCUGGAGCCCUAAGAUUUGAUGGGCCACCAGGGCAGCUGGCAGGGGCCCUGAGGUUUGAAGGACCCCCAGGACAGGUUGGUGGAGGAGGUCCACUGAGGUUUGAGGGACCUCUUGGGCAGAUAGGUGGGCCUUUGCGGUUUGAGGGGCCUGCAGGGCAGCCUGUAGGUGGUCCUAGAUUUGAAGGACCUGGAGUUGGCCUCAGGUUUGAGGGUCCCCGUGGUCAGCCUUCAGGUGGUCUCAGGUUUGAGGGACCUCAUGGUCAACCUAUGGGGCCUCGAGGUCAACCAGGGGGUGGUCUCAGGUUUGAGGGACCCCAUGGUCAGCCCUUGGGGCCUCAUGGUCAACCAGGGGGUGGCCUCAGGUUUGAGGGGCCACAUUUACAGCCACUGGGGCCCCAUGGUCAACCUGGAGGUGGCCUCAGAUUUGAGGGGCCACAUGGUCAGCCUAUGGGGCCACAUGGACCGUCAGGUGGUGGGCUCAGAUUUGAGGGGCCACAUGGACCAUCAGGUGGUGGACUCAGAUUAGAAGGACCACAUGGUCAGCCAGGUGUAGGUCCUAGGUUGAUUGAUGGACCAGUGCACCAGGGAGCUGGUGGACUUAGAUUUGAUGGUCCUCUGGGUCGGGCCGGUCCGAGAUUUGAUGGUUGUCAUGCAGCUGGAUUUGAUGGUCAGCCUGGACAGCUGUCUCUCCUGCAAAGAUUUGAUGGAAUUCAUGGACAGCCUGGUCCAAGAUUUGAAAGGGCGCCUGGGCAACAGGCACAACCACGAUUUGAUACAGCCAUACCUCAAAGAUUUGAUGGACCUCACCAGCCAGCCUCUAGAUUUGACUUGCCCCUUGGCCUUCAAGGUGCACGUUUUGAAAAUGUAGCUAACCAUCCUGCCUCAAGACUAGAAAUGUCACCAUAUGGACAAGGUGGUCCGUUUGUUGAACAUCCUGGCCAGGGCUAUAAUGGACCAUCUCAUGGGAUGCAAUUCCAGAGGCCUGAUAUAUUCGAUGGUUCACCUGGACCAAAUUUCAAUGGGCCAGCUGGCCCAGGAGCACAGAAUUUCCCAUUGAGAGCAGCUGGACAUUACUUUGAUGAAAAAAGUCUUCAGGGUCCUCAAUAUGGGAACUUCAAUAAUAUGCCAAUGGGAAGUAAUCAGGUUUCUCUCAUGUCUGCUCAACCAGGGCCUUAUGGCCAAGGUCAACAGUAUUUGCCAAACCCUGGAGGUUUUGUUCAGAACCCUGCAGGUGCCCUUCCACAUUCAUAUCCUGAUAACCACCUUGGACAGCUUGAUGUCAAUGAAUUGUUUGCUAAACUGCUGUCAACAGGGAUCCUCAAACUGUCAAAAACUGAUUCCACUUCAGCACAAGUGAAUGAAACAUCAGCCCAGCCAGCUGCUGAAGAGGAAGAUGAUGACCAGAAUGAAGAUCAAAAUGUUCCAGACCUCACUAACUUCACAGUUGAAGAACUUAGACAGCGUUAUGAUAGUGUUAUAAAUCGGCUGUACACUGGAAUUCAGUGUUACUCAUGUGGAAUGAGAUUCACUACUUCACAGACAGAUGUUUAUGCAGAUCAUUUAGAUUGGCAUUAUCGUCAGAACCGGACAGAAAAAGAUGUUAGCAGAAAAAUUACACACAGAAGAUGGUACUACAGUUUAACAGACUGGAUUGAAUUUGAAGAAAUAGCCGAUCUAGAGGAGCGUGCAAAAAGCCAGUUUUUUGAAAAAGCUCAUGAAGAGGUUGUGCUGAAGACACAAGAAGCUGCGAAAGAGAAGGAGUUUCAGAGUGUCCCUGCUGGACCAGCUGGAGCAGUUGAGAGCUGUGAAAUUUGCCAAGAGCAAUUUGAACAGUAUUGGGAUGAGGAAGAGGAAGAGUGGCACCUGAAGAAUGCUAUCAGAGUAGAUGAAAAGAUUUACCAUCCAUCUUGCUAUGAAGAUUACCAAAAUACAUCAUCAUUUGAUUGCACACCAUCUCCCAGCAAGACUCCUGCAGAAAAUCCACUAAAUAUAAUGUUGAACAUUGUUAAACAAGAAACACAAGAGUCCUGUGACUCACCUAAAGUCAAAGAAGAACCUGAUGACACCCCUACUGCCUGUGCAGAAGAGAGCACACCUGCAUCUACAGAUAUUAAAACAGAACCCGAUGAGUCUGUUUAAAUAAACUGAGGUAUGAUUUUUUUUUUUACAGAAGAGCUGCUGUGUUAACUCUGGAAGGCAAAUACUUUUUAUAUAAAAAUAAAAACGUUCAACUGAGGCAGGGCCUCAGCUACUGUUUGGUUAAUAAAUACAUUUUUGUAUUUGAAUUUCUUAUUGCCUGCACAGUUUCAGGUGUCAUUGUGUGAAAGUUCUGUAGAUGCGUGAAAAUUUAAUGGAAUGAAACGGUAUAUGUAAAAUUGUACAAUUUUCACUUGUGGAAAUGUAAAUUAUAAAUAAAAGAUAUUUUUGCUAUA
Messenger RNA from Pygoscelis adeliae (Adelie penguin), 6523 nucleotides. It is a transcript of the gene PCF11, whose product is annotated as PCF11 cleavage and polyadenylation factor subunit. Gene Ontology annotation, molecular function: mRNA binding; RNA polymerase II complex binding. The coding region runs from base 1317 to 6230 and encodes 1637 amino acids. The transcript is spliced from 15 exons. Gene Ontology annotation, cellular component: cytoplasm; mRNA cleavage factor complex. Gene Ontology annotation, biological process: termination of RNA polymerase II transcription. Lineage: Eukaryota; Metazoa; Chordata; Aves; Sphenisciformes; Spheniscidae. The record is from RefSeq and is a predicted model, not a curated record.